UGUCCGCUUGCAACCCAAACAGGAAGUUGCCACCCUAAACGUCACGGGAUUCAGAAAAUGAAAUGGCCAACAAAUGUCAUCAAAACAAAUAUAUUUAUUACAAAUGUGAUCGUUUUUAACAUUAUAAAUUGUUCUAAAUUACAUACAGUUUCAAUGUAAAUGAUAAAUAACACUUUUAUUGAGGCAAAAUAUCCUUUAUUUUAACAGUAAACUACAACAAAAAUAACACCGGGUGCAUUUUAGGUUGGCCAACCACAAGCCGCCUACAAGAAUUAAAGAAGACAACAAUUCCCACAAUUCCUUGCUGUAUUUGAAACCGUUCGAAACAAACCAAGGUGUUGCCAAAUCUAUAUCCGGAAAUGAGUGUCACAAUAAGAGCAAACAAUCAUGAUUUAAACACAGGUCGAGGAAUAACUAAAGAAACGCUCAUGUGUAAGGCUCCUAAUAAAUGUAAUUUUAUCAUUUUGAUAUUCAUUAAAAAAUACACGCAUUUUCUUUAUUGUAUUUAUUUGAGUUUUACAUUUUACAACAAAUAGUUACAUUAUAGUUGUUUUGGAAGUUUUAUUUUGAAAUUCUUAACGGAUGUUAUUUGGUUGCAUUGUGAUAGACUUCAUGCAAAAAACCGUUAGCGCUAGCUUCGGACUUACAGUUAGCAGGAAAACCUUCGUCCAACAUGAAGAUUUGCGUGUUUUUAAUGAAAGUAUGACACACAUAUAAUUGUUUGUACAGGUCUUAUAUAUGUCAGACUGUUUUCUGGCUCCGGUGAUUUUGUCACUUGCUGUUUGAGAGCCUUUUAUAAGCUACGUUAACUAGUUAGCCCGAACAACCAAAGCUAAGUGGCUAGCUACCUCAGUUUGCAUAAUCUUUUAUGUAUUGUUUUUGAAAUGGAUGAAGAUUUUAUGCUAGCUCUUCGGCUCCAGGAGCAGUUUGAUAAUGAAUACGAGACACCAUCAUAUGCAUCCAGUGCCUCUGAUGAUGAAGGCUUCGGACAGAGCAGUAAGAAGCGGAAAGUGGAGGUAUCUGGAGGCGAUGUUGUUCCCUACUGGAAGCCGAAAGUGCAGCCCGACAGGCCGCUGUCCAUCGUGGACUCCUCUUGGGAGACGCUGGACCCCAGCCCCGAUGUCAGAGCCAUGUUUCUGGAGUUCAAUGACACUUUCUUCUGGGGGAAACUUAGCGGUGUGGAGGUGAAGUGGAGCCCAAGGAUGACACUGUGUGCUGGUGUGUGUUCUUAUGAGGGCGGAGGGGGUCUGUGUUCAAUCCGACUGAGUGCGCCUCUGCUGAAGCUCAGACCGAGAAAAGACCUGGUGCAGACUCUCCUUCAUGAAAUGAUCCACGCGCUGCUGUUUGUGACCCAGAACAACCGAGACAGAGACGGUCACGGCCCUGAGUUCUGCAAACACAUGAACCGGAUCAACGAUGCCACCGGGACACAGAUUUCUGUCUACCACAGUUUCCACGAUGAGGUGGACGUGUACCGGCAGCACUGGUGGAAAUGCAACGGGCCCUGUCAGAACCGCAAGCCCUACUUUGGUUUCGUAAAGAGGGCCAUGAACCGGGCUCCUUCUUCUCAGGAUCCGUGGUGGGAAGACCACAGGAGGACGUGUGGAGGGACCUACACCAAGGUCAAAGAGCCAGAAGGAUACGGCAAGAAGGGCGACAAGAAGGGCGACAAGAAGGAGGGUAAAACAGACGAGAAGACCUCAGAGAAGAAGUCCUCUGGAAAUGAAAAGCCUCCGAGCAUAACUACAGUUUCCGUAUCACAGGACAUAAGGAACCUCAUCCCAUUCAGUGGCAAAGGCUUCCAGCUCGGAGGGAAUCCCCAACCCUCCCCAGUGGUGCCUCCCUCUCCAAAGAAGCUCUUCCCGCCAUCCUCUCCGGCUAAAAGUCUUGUCCCCUCCAUCAGACCAGCUUCCUCCAUGGUGCAGAAGCCACUUAAGAAGAAGUCUGUCGGCAACACCAGAGCUUUUGUCAACAUCAACGGCUCUCCAGUGAGAAUCUCCAGACCCCACAGCAGCGGCAGCAACCGUAGCCAAGACGCAGAUAAAAACACGCAGAGGUCCAUAGAAGGCCUCUUUACCAGCACGAGCCUCAGGAGGUCAACGGGUCAAUCCUCUAACCCAGAAACGAAAAGAGAUCCUCCUAAUGCUGCUUUCUCUGCGUCUGGCGCCAUUCCUAAACAGAUACAUAACAACCUAACAUCUACGGCUAGUCCGAGUGAACCCAGCUAUUCUGUGGUUUCGACAGGAACCAAAGGCAGCCCUAGUAAACCAUCACAGUCCAAGUAUUUCAGUCCAACUAACAGUGACGGUAAAUCAGGAGCUUCCGGUUCUGCUCCGACAUCGAGGAAGAGGCCGUGGGACGAGCGCGGGAACUCCCCCAGCCUCUAUGACUUUUUCCAGAGGGCAUUAGGCAGCGAUUCAGCAGCGCCGAGGGAGUUGGGGAAGACACAAGCACCCGCAAUGCAGCAAAGAACUGCCACUGCCACUGCCACCUCCUCCACUUCCUCGCUCCCUGGGAUGCUCACUUUUACCCCCUCCUCGUCUUCCUCCUCCGCGUCUUCCUCCUCCGCGCUGAUGGUCAGCUGUCCCGUGUGCCAAACGCAGAUGCCGGAGUCAGACAUCAACCAGCAUCUUGAUUCCUGCCUCUCCUGAGGAGAAGGUGACAGGGACGUUGCAAUAAAGUUUAAAAUGUUAGGAGGAGUUUCAGGGAGUUUGCUGUGUUGAAUUUUAGUGACUUCCUCUGACCAAAUCUUCUCAACAAAGUCAAAAUACUUUCCGUUUUAUUUGAAAAUAAUGGUUUUUAUGUGGUUUUCAGUAUUACGUCACUGUCAUGAUCACAAGUGCCGUCUGACAUUGAAUACCUACAUUAAGUAUGUAUUUUUCAUCUGGCAAAAUGUCAUUCCAGUAAGUUCUCUCUGAUCUGUGUACCAGAAACUGAAGCAUUCUUCUUUUUUGUAUAUGUUUAAAAUUUAAAGGAUGACGUUCUUAUAUUACAUUCUAUCAUGCUGAUCACAAAAGCUCUCAAGGUGCUGCUCGAAGUGUGUGUGUGUGUGUGUGUGUGUGUGUGUGUGUGUGUGUGUGUGUGUGUGUGUGUGUGUGUGUGUGUGUGUGUGUGUGUGUGUGUGUGUGUGUGUGUGUGUGUGUGUGU
This is a messenger RNA of Gymnodraco acuticeps, 3147 nucleotides long. It is a transcript of the gene sprtn, whose product is annotated as sprT-like domain-containing protein Spartan. The record is from RefSeq and is a predicted model, not a curated record. Gene Ontology annotation, biological process: DNA repair. Gene Ontology annotation, molecular function: metalloendopeptidase activity; single-stranded DNA binding; polyubiquitin modification-dependent protein binding. Bases 885 to 2651 code for a protein of 588 amino acids. The transcript is spliced from 5 exons. NCBI's taxonomy places the organism in Eukaryota, Metazoa, Chordata, Actinopteri, Perciformes, Bathydraconidae. Gene Ontology annotation, cellular component: nucleus.